UCGAAGGUCGAAGGUCGAAGGUUCAGACAAAUUCUCGAAAACCCUAAUCUUCCCCUCCAGAUUCCAGUUCAUUACUCGUCACCAUGUCGAGAAGGAAGACUAGAGAGCCUAAGGAGGAAACUGUCACCCUUGGCCCUGCUGUUCGUGAAGGAGAGCAUGUCUUUGGUGUCGCUCACAUUUUUGCUUCGUUUAAUGACACUUUUAUUCAUGUGACCGAUCUAUCUGGUAGGGAAACACUUGUCCGCAUCACUGGUGGUAUGAAGGUGAAAGCUGAUAGAGAUGAAUCAUCUCCUUAUGCUGCCAUGCUUGCUGCACAGGACGUUUCUCAAAGAUGCAAGGAACUUGGCAUUACUGCUUUGCACAUAAAGCUUCGGGCUACCGGUGGUAACAAAACCAAAACUCCUGGUCCUGGUGCUCAAUCGGCUCUAAGGGCCCUUGCUCGUUCAGGCAUGCGAAUUGGCCGUAUAGAGGAUGUAACUCCAAUCCCGACGGACAGCACUCGAAGAAAGGGAGGCAGGAGAGGAAGAAGGUUGUAAUUCCUAGACCCCUUCCAAAUUUUCCUUCUCUUAUGGUGGAUGUGAUGGCAGUUGAAUACCAUAGUUUUGAAGAAAUUGGAUAUCUGCUAAAUUGCGACGAUUAUUGAUGUUCUGGUUAUUGCUUCUAUCAACAUUUUUGCCAUUUUGAUUCAUGGAUCUUCGAAGACAAGGAGUAUAGCACACUUUUUGCUGCCUUUUGUUAAUUUGAUGAUUGAUAUCCAAUUUCUCGCUCAAACAAA
This is a messenger RNA of Cucurbita moschata (crookneck pumpkin), 775 nucleotides long. Its product is annotated as 40S ribosomal protein S14-2. Lineage: Eukaryota; Viridiplantae; Streptophyta; Magnoliopsida; Cucurbitales; Cucurbitaceae. Gene Ontology annotation, cellular component: cytosolic small ribosomal subunit; ribosome. Gene Ontology annotation, biological process: translation; ribosomal small subunit assembly; maturation of SSU-rRNA from tricistronic rRNA transcript (SSU-rRNA, 5.8S rRNA, LSU-rRNA). The transcript has 6 exons. The record is from RefSeq and is a predicted model, not a curated record. The coding region runs from base 84 to 536 and encodes 150 amino acids. Gene Ontology annotation, molecular function: mRNA 5'-UTR binding; structural constituent of ribosome; small ribosomal subunit rRNA binding.